CAAUGCAGUCAAGUCGAAGAUAGUCUCUUGGACUAGCUACUAACAUCAGCUUACAGAGAGUUCCUCGUGACCAAGAAACGCACACACCUCUUCUCGAAUCUCAACCUGCAUCGACAUAACCGUGGAUCUCGCUGGUUACUCUGUUAGUAGGAGCGAAAUAGUACUAGUCGCGAGUCUCCAGCUGUCAGCUGCAGCCCUAGUAACUACCACACGACUCACAGGACCUCACAGUACCUGAUUGAGUCACUCUUAUUCCUCAACUCACACGUUCCACCGUCUAGUCCGACGAUCUAAAUUCGAGCCGUUGCGAUGAAACGUCUCAGACGACCCUCGUUAUUUCUUCCAACACUGUGACUCUAGGUCUUGUUGCCGGCUCCGGUUUGUCUUCAGCUCAGCCUAGCACGAGCGAGGCUUCCUAACAGUCCGUAGAUUCGUCGGGUAUCGUGCUCGUGGAAUCGGCAGCGCAGGGAAAAGGUGUGCGACUUUUGGGCGAUCGUUGUCUCCGAUUGUGCGCGGGUGCGGGGAUGGCGUUGACGGUGGACGACGCGAUCGCGACGCUGUUCACGCUGACGCAGCAUGACGAGCAGCCGGGCGUGCAGGGCCUCACGUCCACCAUGGUGUACGACGCGUCGUACAGGAAGUCGUACACAGAGUACGUGGAGGUGACGGCGUUUCAGCUGUCUCUGGAGGACGACACGGCCGCCAUCAACCAACUGGACGCCCUCCUGGCGGACGGCAAGGAAAUGCUAGCAUCGCUCUACACCUACCGCAGCGCUGCCAAGGCCUUCCCGAAGCCCGUGCAAGCGUUAGACGAGAAUGCAGAGCCGGGGCUGCUGCAGGAGGCGUUUGCCAUCGUAGAUGUGGAGAUCCAACGGCUGAGAGAUGUCCACCAAUGGCAGCUGCGAGCGCGGUCGUUGAUUGCUGCUGACCUGCAGCGCUUCUCGGGGGAAAUGACCGGGCCUACCCUCACACACCUCUGGAGUCUGUUGAGAGUGCUGGACACGUGUCUGCUCCUGGACCUGCUGAAGCACACCAAGUCAGCGCCGCUCACCGACCUGCUCUGGUUCAGACGUGCGGUGCAGAGCGGUGGAGCGAAUGCAGAGAGGGGUGCUGAUACGGAUAGUGACCUGGAGGAGUUCUGGAGCAAGCGCUGGGCCGUUCUCUCGAGCCUGCAGGCAGGCAUCCCGGCCAACGAAACUGUUGAGGAGUUCUUUGUGCAGCUGAUGGUGGUGGCCACGGGCACCAUCGAGAGCGGGCGCACGCUGCUGUUUGCGGACCGCCUCAUGCUGCUGCGCGUGCUGCCCGUACUCAUCUCGCUGGCCGCACGCACCGAGGUGGAGGCAGAGACUCUCUUCAGGCGGAGAGUUAAGCUGGACAGACUGCUUCGACUCUUCAAGCGCGAGCCCCUAGUGGCGGGGUACAUGGAGGUGCCGUUCGCCCUGGCGUCUUUGCUGCCUGACCUCUCGCCUUUCUUCCGCAAGCUGUGUGUGGAGAAGGGCGUGCUGCUGCCCGUGCCCAGCAACAUGGACGCCAAGGAAGUGUCUCGAGUGUACGACCUGCUGCCUCAAAUGCCGGCCAUCGCCAAGGCACAUGAGGAGCUCUGCCUCCGCUUCACUGCUGCCAUGAACAAGCUGACGGUGAUGAAGCAUGCACGUGUGAAGUCGCGGUCGCCCCAGGCGAAGGAGGUGCGGGUGGAGGUGUACCGCGUGCUGCUGGAGGGGCUGCUGCUGCUCUCACGCUGGUCCGGCCGCCUCCUGCAGCACUUCGCCUGGAAGACCCACCUCGCUGCCGCCCCUGCUGCCCACUCCGCUGCUGUUGCUUCUGCUGCGGCUGCUGGGGCCGGCAGUGGCCGUGAUGAUGGUUCUGCUGGUGGUGGUGGUCCCGGUGGCAAUGGUACAGCAGGGGCAGCAGCAAGUGAAGGACAAACCUCAUCAGCUGAUGGGGGCCCGAGGAAGCUUCACCAUCUCUUUGCCGAAGCUGCUGGGUGCCCCCCCUCCCCUGCCCCCAUCUCCUCCUCCUCGCCCUCUCCCCUCUCCCCCUCUUCCCAAGGAAAGAAGAGCCUGACUGCAUACGAGCAGAUGGUACUGCAUGGUUUCUCACAAGCAGAGCUACGAGCCGUGCUACAGCUGGUGGGGUUUAUCAAGGGCGUGGCGGCGAUGAUGACGGCGGUGGAGGGCGACAUCGCGUGGGUGCUGCGCGAGGCCAUCCAUGCGGACGUGCAGGAGUUUGCACGCGUGUACGUCACCUCGCUGCUCAAGCGAGUCUCGUCUUCCAACAUGGACACUCCCUAUGCCAGGACGUUGCUCAAGAUCAGAGCAGUGGCGGCUGACUGGGCGGGGAUACCAGAGGAGGAGGCGCUUGAUGUGAUUGUCAAGAGCAGGAAAGGGCAGGCUGUUAACGAAGAUGACCUCAAGAGGCUCGCUCUGCCUCGACCCACCCCGCCCUCACUCGCUCAGAUCCACUGUCUGCAGCACCUGGUGCAGGCGCUGGUGAUCGGGGCGAGCGCGGGGGUGAAAGGGGGGUUCUUCGGGCCGGAGAAGAGCAAGCACGGGGGCAAGGAGGGAGGGGGGAAGGAGCGGAGCAAGGGGCGGGACAGGGAGGUGUCGGCGAGUGAGAUCAAGGAACUCGAUAACUUCCUGCAACGCCUGCUCUUCUUCCCGCACCUGCUCGACUACCCUAAUGCCCUGCUACAGGUGACCGACCUGUCUUUCCUGUGGCUACGAGAGUCAUUCUUAGAUGCAGCGGGGGUGGUGCAAGUCCCCCUCGCUGCCAGCCUGCCCUGGGUGCUCACUCUCUCUGCCCUCCAAGACACCACCGCCGACAAUUGUGGUAGCAACAACAGCAGCACCACCAAACUUGGCACAGGGGCAGCAGCAGCAGCAACAGCAGCUGAAGAUGGUGGCAGUGGAGGGGAAGCUAGUGGUGGUGGCCUUACUGCUGCUGCUGCUGCUUCGUGUGCCCCUUGCCUAGCGGAUGCGGUGCUGCUGCCAUUCACCAUCUACGACGAUGCUGCUGACGCCGCUCUGCGCUCGCUCAAGAGGCAGUUCCUCUUCGACGAGGUGGAGGCAGAGGUGGGCGUGGCGUUUGACCAGCUGCUGUCGAAGCUGGCUCUCUCCAUCUUCACCUACUUCAAACAAUGUGCCGCCAGCAAGCUGCUGGACAAGUCGUUUGUGGCCACGGCAGCAGCUUUGGGCGUGGGAGGAAGGUACACUGUGACUCCCCGCAACUACAGUGGGCUCUUCCGCCAGACGCACUUGCAGCUUUUGGGCCGCACAGUGGAUAUGCGGGAUCUGCUGACUCGGCGGCUGAACAAGCUGACUCGGCACAACCUGGAUUUCAUCCUCACCCACAUGGAGGGGGCGGAUCUCUGCCUCGUCAUGGAGACACACCACCUGAUAGAGGUCCUACGUGGCACUCACCGAUUGGUGGCAGAGCAGUGCCCUGCAAUCGACUCCUUUGAGGCCAUCUUUACCGAAGCCACACACGCCACGUCCCUCUCCUCGCUUUCCUCGCGCACUGCAUCUUAUGUGUGCCGCGAGGUGGAGAAGGACCUGCUGCCCAACUUCCUCUGGAACGCGGUCACUCGGCGCUUUGUGCGUAGCCCCUCCCUGCCGCAGCAGCAGCAGCAGCCCAUGCGGAGGCCCGCACUUCCAGAUGCUGCCCCUGACGCCUACAUGUUUGGAAGCAAGGACCUCAACGCGGCCUACUCGUGCAUAUCCCUCCUGCACUCGCAGCACAUGGGCCAGGCGCACGUGGAUGCCAUAGUGGCGCUGCUGGGCCCGCACUCGCUGCCCAUGCUGCUGCAGUUCUGCCUUGACUCACUCACCCACAAGGUCUCCCACCAGUUGCCACCCUUGGCAGCACAGCUGCUGCCCCUCCUGCCCACUCAAGACCUCCAGGGGCCCUUCGAACUUGGCCUACCGGCAUGCGUGGAGCGCAUAUCAGCCGCAGCAGCAGCUGUACAGCGCAGAGCGCCAGCAGCAGUGGAGGGAGUGAUGGCUGUGCUGCGGCAUGUGGGGUCGCUGCUGGGGCUGCUGGCGCUCUUGGACGUGUCCAUUGCCCAUGCGUCCACCAUGCAGUUCAUCCAGGCAGCGCCAUGGCUGGGCCUGGUGCCGUCCCCCAGGGACAGCCACCUGCUGCAACUGCUGCGAGUCAACCCCUCUGACCUCCCUCCCCACGAGGCAUUCACCCCCCGUGGGCUCAGGCAGCGCUCCCCCAAGCACCGCCCGCCCAAUGGCUCAUCCCAACACCGCUCUUCCAAAGGCUCCUCGGAGCGCGAAUCUGUGCACCGGGAUAGGAGUAGCGAUAGCCGCAGAGCUGCUGGGGGUGCUGGUGAGGCGCUGAGGGGAAGUAGUGGGGGAGGAAGCGAAAGAGGGAUUGGGGAUGGUGAGAACGGGAGGGAGAGUUUUCCAGCUGCCCGAGUUGGGGAGGCUGAAGCUGAGGACGGGCAGAUGGACGGUCCGCCAGAAAUUUAUCUUCCCCCCGCUGCUGCAUCGGUUGAUGGUUCGUCGCUGGAGACUCAUGACAGGUUCCAUGGGGGCAGUGGGUGUCAUGAUGUGCAUGGGGGCCAUGGGCACGGAGGCCCCAAGGCAGCUCAUGACAUGGAGGAACCUCAUGAGGCAGCAGCUGGAAGCAGGGAUGCCGCCUCCGCAUCAGCGGCAGCCUAUCGGCCUGACUCCCCAGUGCAGCGCCCUCCACCGCUACCCCCUGCUCCUCCCGCCCCCCCAGCCCCACCGGCAGCGCCUCUCACGGACCUGCUGCAGAGAGUGGCUGCCUCAGUGCCUGUGGUGCGCUCGUCAAUGCUGGGCAUGCUGCAGGCGGCGCAGGUGGCAGAGGCUAUCUACUGGGGCAGCGUGCAGGUGGACAGUCUCUUCGCCCAUGCCCUCUCCACCCUCUCCUCCACCCUGCGCCCCCUCCUGCCCCUACUGGCGCCUCCGGUUGAGCCCUGGGCGUGCAAGGGGAGGAAUGCGAGAGAGUUCCACCACCUCUACUCGCUGCUGCUCGCUAUUAUGUGCCAGAGACCAGCUUCCCCCACCAUAGCAGCACACGCAGCAGCAGUGACACCUCAAGCAAGAGGGGGGACAGCAGCAGACAGCCAAGUCAGGACUCCAGCCACCAACACCUCCUCCCUUUCCCCAUCACCCUCGGAAUAUAACACUCCCACUCACUCCCUCUCCUCCUCCUCCCCCUUUACUCCCCCUGUUGCCCCCCUUACCACCCCCACCCCACCAUCCUCCUCCACUCCCAGCUCUCUCCCCCUCACUGUCCCCCACUCGGGUCCCCUCCCCUUUUCCUCCCCCACAUCCCUUCCCGAACCUAGCUCAAAAUCAGGCCCUCUAACUCGUCCCUCCAGGCCUGAAGGCUUGGCAGCUGGCCUUCCUGAACCUGCUGGCUUGGCUGCCGCCCUGCCCAAGGCCGGAGGAGGUUCGGCGGAAAGGGGGGGGGAUGAUGAGAGUGAUGCGGUAGUGUGGGGGGGGAGUGUGGUGGUGCAUCUUCUGGGGCAAGAGAGGAGAUUUGAGCUGGAGGAUUGGUGCAAGCAUGCUGUUGUUGUGAGCGAGUAUGAAAGCAUGUGUGGGGGUGGGGCAGGAGGGGGAGUUGGCUCUGCUGCUGGUGCUGGUGGGGAAAUUGGAGUGCUCGGGGGAGUGGGGAGUGCAGAGAGGGAGCGAGGCAGGAAAGCAGCAGCAAAGGAGGCAGCAGCAAGGGAGGCAGCAGUAAGGGAGGCAGAAGCACAACUGCAACAACUCAAUGCUAAGGCAACAGCUUUUGUGGAGAAUUCGAGACGACUGCAACAAAUCAACAAGCAAGCAUUUACCCUGUUUGCCGCCCAAGCUCCUCUGCCGCCCAAACCUGCCAUGCUGUGUGGCGCUGAUGGCUUGCCCACUGGUAAAUGCUUCCCCAUGCGUCCCUACUGCAACGGCCCUCCACCUGCGGACUAGUGAUGGUGGUGGCGGGCAAGUAAACAGGACUUCUGGACCUGUUUUCACACUAUCGAAACAACAUCAGUCCUAGUAUAUAGUUAGGCAUGAAGCACGAGAGGACGAGACUGGCACGUGGCUCAGCAGAGGCCACAUCUGGGUGGCAAGGUUCGGGCAGACGUGAUAAAACUAUGCCUUAGGAGCCUUGUCAUGCUAGUGUACGCUAUACUAAGUUAUUAAAGGGA
This is a messenger RNA of Closterium sp. NIES-67, 6160 nucleotides long. Lineage: Eukaryota; Viridiplantae; Streptophyta; Zygnematophyceae; Desmidiales; Closteriaceae. The record is from the annotation of a GenBank genome assembly.